UGAAUCGACCGGUUUACCGAUCAGUGCCUGUUCACGAUCACUUUUACGAAAAUAGGGAAAAACAACUUUAUUGUAGGCAAAUAAGCAUUAAAGAUGGCUGGAAUCGCAUGUUCUAUCUAUUCAUUUCUCUCAAAGUAGCCAUGUCGCCUACAAAAUGUGCUCGUUUUCGAUCAGUGAGCCGAUGAAUCUGAGCCGGUGUGCUUGCGUAGAUAUUAUAUUAAAAUCUUACCGAAAAAUUAGUGGGAAGCAACUAUUGAAUGGUAGGGGUAUCAAAAAGACCAAUUAGACGACUUUUCUCAUACAAGGAGGAAGACCUAAAAAAUGCUAUUGAUUCAAUUAAAAACCAAUUAAUGGGAUACAGAGAAGCUUGCCGCUAUUACGGUGUUCCAUUUGCAACUGUGCAUGACCGUCUGAGUGGUAAAGUAGCUGUCAACAAGAAACCGAAAGUAGGCCCGGAUCCUGUUUUAGGUGUACAAGGGGAGGAAAAGCUAACUAAAUGGAUUAUUGAUAUGGCAAAAUGUGGCUUCCCUUUGAAUAAGCAGGAUUUAUUAGAAAGCGUCUCAAAAAUUAUAGCAAAAUCUGGUGCCAAAACGCCGUUCAAAGAUGGGAAACCAGGAGAUACUUGGUACCAAAAAUUCUUAAAGCGGCAUCCGCAAAUUAGCAUUCGCGAGCCAGAAGGGAUCAAUAAUGCAAGGGCGGUUUUAACAGAAAAACGCAUACGAUGUUGGUUCAAGGACCUGCGAGAAUUUAUAGAAUCUAUAGAUGCAAUGGACAUAUUUCAAGACCCAGAUAGAAUAUUUAAUGGUGAUGAAACCGGCUUUUCUCUUUCUCCAAAAAGUGGAAAAGUUUUGGGACCGAAAGGGUAUAAAAAUUUGUACGUCAUCAAGAAAAAUAAUGAAAAAGAAAACAUUACAGUUUUGCUGGUGUUUUCCGCAAGUGGACAAUUGUGCCCGCCUUUGGUUAUAUUUCCAUAUGUGAGGCCGCCAAAGGCAUUAGUUGAUAAUAUGCCGGAAUCGUGGGUCCUUGGCCGCUCAGAAAGUGGCUGGAUGAAAAGUGACGUAUUUUACGAGUACAUAACCAACGACUUCAACGCUUGGCUAACGAAAAAUAAAGUCAAAAGGCCAAUUAUAUUAUUUAUUGAUGGUCAUAAAUCACACAUGACAUUUCCCUUAAGUGAAUUUUGCCAAGCAAAUGGCAUAAUUCUUUAUGCCUUGCCCCCAAAUAGCACGCAUAUGCUACAACCAGCGGAUGUGAGUGUAUUUAGGCCUCUGAAACAAAACUGGAAAACAACUGUCAAAGAGUGGCAGUCAGAUAAUAUAAACCAAGUGGUGACAAAAUUGAACUUUUGUUCUGUUUUAAAUAAAACGUUGACAGAAACUCACUUAGCAGAUAUUAUAAGCAAUGGGUUCCGAAGAUGCGGCUUAUAUCCUCUCAAUGAAGAUGCUGUAGAUUAUACAAAAUGUGUUAAAGACACGCAACAAAAUGUCGGAAGAGAACGAGUACAACAUCAAAAUGCAUCCGAAAAAACCGCAACUGCAAAAGAGUUUGACGCAGCUAUAAAAGUCAUCUCAAUACUUAAGUCUGAAUUGGCCGAACGCAGUAUAGAAUCAGGACACAUUCUUGAAGAAAUCGAAAAAGCCAAAACAAAAUGCUUACAAAAACGGCGCUCUAAGUCUAAGACGCCUCGAAAUUCUGCAGCGUCAAACCAAAGCACUUCUAUUAUUAAUAUUACCAACGAGAUUUUGGCAGAUAUAACUCCAGAUAACUUAAAUUUCGACAACCCAAAUACGGUCCUGGAUGUUGCCCAACCUAGACAGAACAUUCUAAUUGAUGCUUCAGAAUUGUUAACCGACUCCUUGUGUGUCACUGAUGAAACUAUUACUGAAAAUAUAAGCUUACAUCAGCCAGGCUCAUUUAUAUCACUUAAAAAUAUAUCGGUUAUGCCUCUUGAAGAAAUUCAGAUAUCACAUAUUUCACAGCCGACCCUUGCACAACAACAACAAAGUCCAAUGGAAUCUGCUGAUGACCAAUGCUACACGGUCACUGUAUUAGCAGAUGUCCAUAGCCAAAACGAUAACCACGCAACCGUCUUAAUCAAUCAACAGAAUGAACCCGAUGAAAUAUUAUCUUUCGAUGACAUUUUCGAAAAACAUUUACGCUUCCCGGAGCCACCAGAAUGGAAAGAUAAAAAACGUAAUGCAUCCAAAUUACCCAGUGCAAUAUCCUCACAAGCUUGGCGGGAACAUUAUAAGAAAAAAGACGAAGAAAAAGAGAAUCUCGUGUUAGAGAAAAAGAGAAGACAACAGUUGAGAGCAGAAGAAAAGGAAAAGAAAACUGUGGAGAAAAGAAAGAAGAAAAAGAAGACGGUACUGAAAAAAGGAACUAAAAAAGCUGCUGUGCAAUGUAGCGAAUGCUUGGAAGCAUUAAUAAGCGAUGUUGAGGAUGAUGCAGAAAAAAACAUAGGUUGCGACAACUGUAUCCGUUGGUUUCAUCUUAAAUGUACAGAGAUGUGUAACAAAUCCUAUGUAGAAGCGGCAAUCUCAACAUACACAUGUCCAUUUUGCAAUAAGUGUGAAACGGAAACCAAUCAUUGAUACAGUUUAUUAAUUUCAAGCUCUCUAAACUGACCAAUUAAUAAAGUUUUAGUGCUCAAUCUUA
Messenger RNA from Leptidea sinapis, 2658 nucleotides. RefSeq lists its product as uncharacterized. The transcript is spliced from 2 exons. Bases 258 to 2594 code for a protein of 778 amino acids. The record is from RefSeq and is a predicted model, not a curated record. NCBI's taxonomy places the organism in Eukaryota, Metazoa, Arthropoda, Insecta, Lepidoptera, Pieridae. Gene Ontology annotation, molecular function: DNA binding. Gene Ontology annotation, cellular component: nucleus.